Messenger RNA from Protopolystoma xenopodis, 219 nucleotides. The record is from the annotation of a GenBank genome assembly. NCBI's taxonomy places the organism in Eukaryota, Metazoa, Platyhelminthes, Monogenea, Polystomatidea, Polystomatidae.
AUGAGCAAAUUCAUUCUCAAUUUUCCAUCAUCAGGAGGUUUCCUGUUGAUUGAUGAACUCAUCACUCUUCCCGAGUUCUCGCAGCACAACUUCAAUCUCAACGAGGUCAUAGAGUCUGUGCUUGCCGACGACCUGCUACGCUUCAGCGUCCGUGGAUCUAAGGUUCGACUGAAACCGCCAGAAUUGAACGUAAGCGGUGUGCGUGAUGAGCGGUUGUAA